This is a messenger RNA of Lucilia sericata (common green bottle fly), 1649 nucleotides long. RefSeq lists its product as uncharacterized. Gene Ontology annotation, cellular component: extracellular region. The record is from RefSeq and is a predicted model, not a curated record. Bases 63 to 1649 code for a protein of 528 amino acids. Gene Ontology annotation, molecular function: chitin binding. NCBI's taxonomy places the organism in Eukaryota, Metazoa, Arthropoda, Insecta, Diptera, Calliphoridae. The transcript has 3 exons.
AUGAGCAGUAGUUGAGACGUAGUGAAACAUUUAGGAAGCAAUUUUUGAAAAAUUUUUAGUAAAUGGAUGUUUUAAAAGAAUACUUUAGUAAAGCUUUGCUAAUACUAUUAUUAGCCAUAACAGCGAGUGAGGGUCAAAAUAAUGUUUGUUUAAAUCAUGCCAUGGGAGAGUUUGUAGCAAAUCCUUUGGAUUGCAAAAAGUUUUAUUUAUGCGGUUUAAACGGUGAAGCGGUGCCAGCCAGUUGUCCCCCGAAUAUGCUUUUCAAUCCGGUCAGUAAAAUUUGCGAUACCCAAAGCAAUGUUAGAUGUGAAGCAACCACCACCUUGGCUCCUCCUCCUGCAACAACUCAAGUCACUACCACUGUAUCACCUAUAGCAUCUGUAGUGGAUUAUUGUUUAAAUCUUUAUACCCAACAGCCAAGUGCAGAUGCUUUGAUUUUUGUGGCUCAUCCCUCCAGUUGUCAUCAAUAUUAUAUGUGUUACUAUGGCCAGGCUUUGUUGCAGGAAUGCAGCACCGAUUUACAAUGGAAUUCCCGUAUUGGCAAAUGUGAUUUACCUAGCAAUGCUAAGUGUCAUAAAGAAGAUGGUAAUAUGCCUGUACCCGUGGCACCUACAGAAUCCCCUUCUAUAGGCAAUGCUAAUGGCAUUGUAUGUCCUGUGUAUGGUCAACAUAUAUUUCCACAUAUGCAACGUUGUGAUUUCUUUAUAUAUUGCGUUAAGGGUCAUGCUAUUUUACAGCAAUGUCCCUUUUAUCAGUACUUCGAUGUGGAGAGCAGUCGUUGCAAAUGGCGUAAGGUGGCUCUUUGUAUUAAGGAUUUGAAGUUAGUAUUUCGACUUAUAAUCUUAUUGCUGGCUGUGCCUUUUCUAAGCGCCUUUAAAUAUGUGGCUAAACCUCGUUUGACAGACUUUUGCUUGGGCCAUGAAUGGGGAGAAUUUGUGGCCAAUCCCAAUGACUGCAAACUUUUCUUUUUAUGCGGUAAAAAUGGUGAAGGUGUAGUGGCCUCUUGUCCACCAAAUAUGCUGUUUAAUGAUCAAACUAAACUAUGUGAUAAUGCGGAAAAUGUGGAAUGUGAGGAAGUAGCUUUAGCUGAGGAGGAGGCGUUACCUAUUGCUACCUUCACCACCAAAGCCCCUAGCAUGAUCACCACCACCACCACCACCGUGAGACCUCCAAAAGCUGAUCAAUAUUGUUAUAAUUUGUAUGCUAUGCAGAGUAAGAAAUAUACCUUAGUAUUCCUGCCUCAUCCAGGCAAUUGCCAACAGUAUUAUAUGUGUUAUCAUGGUAAAGCUUUACUACAAUCCUGUAGUCCUAGACUUAAUUGGAAUUCUAAAUUGGGUAAAUGUGAUUUACCGUCUAAUGCUGAAUGUGUUAUAACCAAAAAUGAAGAAGAUUAUGACGAGGAGGAUGAGGUUUUAACUUCUUUAGAGGAACCUAUAUGGGGCAAUAGCGUUAAGUGUCCUUUAUAUGGCGAGCAUAUAUUUCCCCAUACCCAGAGAUGCGAUUCAUUUAUAUUUUGUGUCAAAGGUCAGUCUCUAUUGCAGAGUUGUCCUUUUUAUCAGCAUUUUGAUGUGGAGAGCGCCCGCUGUAAGUGGCGCCAUAAGGCUACAUGUGUUAAGGAUUUAAAUUUGGAAUAUCAAGAUAAAAAUUAG